Messenger RNA from Osmerus eperlanus (European smelt), 4268 nucleotides. It is a transcript of the gene ssbp4, whose product is annotated as single stranded DNA binding protein 4. The transcript has 14 exons. Gene Ontology annotation, cellular component: nucleus. Gene Ontology annotation, biological process: positive regulation of transcription by RNA polymerase II. Bases 1 to 1005 code for a protein of 334 amino acids. Lineage: Eukaryota; Metazoa; Chordata; Actinopteri; Osmeriformes; Osmeridae. The record is from RefSeq and is a predicted model, not a curated record.
AUGAGGCGUGCUGAGCUGCUGUUUCUCCAGGCUUUGUUUGUUCGGUUGGUCUUCUGGCAGAUGCACACUGCCCCUGGUGCCCUCCUCCCCUCUCCCUCUCCCCCCUCUCAGGGUCCUCCAGGAUCUCAGCCGUCUCCCCACUCACAGCCUCCUCCACACAACCCCAACAACCCCAUGAUGGGGCCUCAUGGCCAGCCUUUCAUGUCUCCACGGUACCCAGGCGGACCCCGCCCUGCACUCCGAAUGCCAAAUCAGCCUCCAGUGGGAGUUCCAGGGUCACAGCCACUCCUGCCAAACAGUCUGGACCCCACCAGACCUCAAGGACACCCUAACAUGGGGGGUCCCAUGAGGAUGACAGCCCCCAGAGGCAUGGGAGGCAUGGGCCCACAGAACUAUGGUGGAGGCAUGAGGCCUCCUCCUAACUCCAUGGGUCCUGGGAUGAACAUCGGUCCUGGAGGUAGAGGUCCCUGGCCCAAUGCCAACGCUAACUCAAUAGCGUAUUCUUCUUCCUCUCCGGGCAACUAUGUGGGUCCUCCAGGGGGCGGAGGUCCACCAGGAACUCCCAUCAUGCCUAGCCCAGGAGACUCCACCAACUCCAGUGAGAACAUUUAUACCAUGAUGAACCCCAUCGGCCCCGGAGGGAACAGGCCCACGUUCCCCAUGGGUCCAGGUCCGGACGGUCCGAUGGGCGGGAUGGGAUCCAUGGAGCCACAUCACAUGAACGGGUCGCUAGGGUCUGGUGACAUGGAUGGGUUGCCAAAGAAUUCUCCCAACAACAUGGCUGUCAUGAGCAACCCUCCCGGAACCCCUCGCGAUGAUGGGGACAUGACGGGGAACUUCCUCAACCCAUUCCAGAAUGAGAGUCGGGCCCCUCACCUCGACGCUGCGCCUCCCAGCAUGUGCAAGAUGGGGGGCGGGAACAGGAAACAGUCACAGACACACAGGAAGGGACUCUACACAGACUCUCCCUGCCUGCCAAGCUUCCUCACACGCCCUGGGCAGUAAGGGGUCACCCGCCCCCUCCUCAGAUGACCCCUGACCCCUGAGUCCAUCCUGCUGCCAUGCUCACCGCCUCUCCUCAGUCCUUCAGUCUUUCACUCCAGUUCCCACAAUGCAGCAGAGGGGGGGGCGGAGGAGGCCUGUCUCUACGACGACAGCGUCCUGCUUCUGAGAGCGGAAAGCUGAACUAGUGAUGUCAUUAAGGGCAAGGACGUUGUUCAUUUCAUGUUUAUAUUUGAUUGGUUAUGUUAUUAAUCUGAUGUUCCUUGAGGAUUUGUCUUUUUUGGGGGGGGGAUGAUGUUGUUAGGGACUCCAGUGAAGGGCACAUUGUAAUAUCAGCAUCAGCUACUUCAGAAGAAGCACAAGGACAUUUCUGUUUACACGUGUUGGAUGUGUUUAGUGUCCAGUAGGUCAGCUCCUCACACAAUGCACCACUCCUGUCUGGUCACAUGUCUGCCUAGGCGGCUGCUUUCUGCUGCUGACGCUUGAGUUUAGUUUUUUGUUGUCAGUUUUCCGACGUAGAACUUUGUCUGUGAACCUCUCUACACAUCCUUGUGUUCUGGGGUUCAUCCUUGUGUUCUGGGGUUCCUUCAUGAUGUCCAAAGCUUGGUGUCAGCUUCAUCUUCAACUCCUCAUAACAAGUCUAGGAAGUUUUUAUAAUUGCUGUUGUUUGGUUUAGACUGAAUUCACAUUCAGACGCUGUUGUUGUUGUUGUUAUUGUUGAUUAUAGUUAAUUCCUUUGUAUUGUUUGAUUUUAGUUACAAAUUCUAUGAAGUGUAUUCUGUGUAUUUAUGUGUGUGGAAAUCAAGCCCUUUGAGUCUGCACAUCCAGACAGGUUCUGUCUGCUGCUGUGCCCAGCCAGUCUCACAUCCAGACAGGUUCUGUCUGCUGCUGUGCCCAGCCAGUCUCACAAUCACUCUGUGACAUCCCACAGCGAGGGUGACAUGACCAGCUGACUGUCACCACGCUAUAACUGAAUCAUCGUGGCCUGGGUGAGUCCUGGAUGAAUCCUGGGUGAGUCCUGGAUGAAUCCUGGAUGAAUCCUGGGUUAGUCCUGGAUGAAUCCUGGGUUAGUCCUGGAUGAAUCCUGGGUGAGUCCAGGGUGAAUCCUGGGUGAGUCCAGGGUGAAUCCUGGGUGAGUCCUGGAUGAAUCCUGGGUGAAUCCUGGGUUAGUCCUGGAUGAAUCCUGGGUUAGUCCUGGAUGAAUCCUGGGUUAGUCCUGGGUUAGUCCUGGGUUAGUCCUGGGUUAGUCCUGGGUGAGGCCUGGGUUAGUCCUGGGUUAGUCCUGGGUUAGUCCUGGGUUAGUCCUGGGUUAGUCCUGGGUUAGUCCUGGGUGAGGCCUGGGUUAGUCCUGGGUUAGUCCUGGGUUAGUCCUGGGUUAGUCCUGGGUGAGGCCUGGGUGAGGCCUGGGUUAGUCCUGGGUUAGUCCUGGGUUAGUCCUGGGUUAGUCCUGGGUGAGGCCUGGGUUAGUCCUGGGUUAGUCCUGGGUUAGUCCUGGGUUAGUCCUGGGUAAGGCCUGGGUGAGGCCUGGGUUAGUCCUGGGUUAGUCCUGGGUUAGUCCUGGGUUAGUCCUGGGUAAGGCCUGGGUGAGGCCUGGGUUAGUCCUGGGUUAGUCCUGGGUUAGUCCUGGGUUAGUCCUGGGUGAGGCCUGGGUUAGUCCUGGGUUAGUCCUGGGUAAGGCCUGGGUUAGUCCUGGGUUAGUCCUGGGUUAGUCCUGGGUUAGUCCUGGGUUAGUCCUGGGUUAGUCCUGGGUUAGUCCUGGGUGAGGCCUGGGUGAGUCCUGGGUUAGUCCUGGGUUAGUCCUGGGUUAGUCCUGGGUGAGGCCUGGGUGAGGCCUGGGUGAGGCCUGGGUUAGUCCUGGGUUAGUCCUGGGUUAGUCCUGGGUUAGUCCUGGGUUAGUCCUGGGUAAGGCCUGGGUGAGGCCUGGGUUAGGCCUGGGUUAGUCCUGGGUUAGUCCUGGGUUAGUCCUGGGUAAGGCCUGGGUGAGGCCUGGGUAAGGCCUGGGUGAGGCCUGGGUUAGUCCUGGGUUAGUCCUGGGUUAGUCCUGGGUUAGUCCUGGGUUAGUGUCAUGAGGAAGAUACUUGGUUGACAGCUGGGUGUGGUUCGCCCGCUAGUGAAGCUCAAGCUUGUGAGGUCAUGAGAGUAGCGCUCGGUCGAGACAACUAGAUUCAAACUAAACCAUGUAAACCCUUCCUGGGAAAGGAGUUCUGAGAGCAAACAUUUUUGUAUUUAUCAGACACCCCCCUCCACAUGAACCCAUUACCCAGACUACCUUCUCCUGGAUUUCUUUAUUUGUAAAUACUGUAAAAUGCAUUUUGAUAUCAUUGACAUGUUUUUAUAUGUCAGUCACUACCAAUGAUUACAGCUAAAAGUAAAUUAUAAAUUAACUGUUCGUGUUUUUCAUAAUCCAGAGACGCUUUAUAUCUCGUUCCAUCUUUAUGACAACUAAAACUAAAAUUGAGGGGUAAAAUUUGAAUAUAUGAAAAAUUACUUAGAACAUGAAAACCUUACAGUUCCGCAAAUGUUCACUACGGAAUGCUCGGAUGCCACAGCGUCACUAUGUGGGGUUAGUAAAGUGACGUAUAAGAGAGAUUUCUGUGAAUGAAUCUCUAAUGUGAAAAGAUUGCCCACGUCCUCGUCCCAGCGGACUGAUCAACGGACAACAUAAUAAAGUUUUUAAAAUGAAGGAAUUUCUAUCAAUUUAAGAAAACUUAAAAUUUAAAAAAUACUUAAAAACCUCAUUUUAAAUUAAGAAUAGAUCACAUCUAAUACUUAUGGGGAAAACUGUGUCCUUUGCUAUUCACUUCUUCAAUAGCGCUGUAAAGAUGGAUCAUGUCUGAUCCUGUCUCCCUCGCCUGUGUAUAUCAUGUUGGCCAUCUCUGUACUGCCAUUGUGAUGUACAAUACUGUAUUAUUAGGAAGAUGUGGGGGUGGGGUGGGGUCGGGUGGGGUGGGCUGGGGUGGGGUCGGGUGGGCGGUUGGUGGAGGUGGAGAGGGAGCGGACAUAUUGAUUUUUCUGUAAUGUACAUGGUCCUUUCUGAUGACACGGCAGUAUUUAAUAUGAAGCAGUCAGUCUCUUGGGUUGGCUUUGUAAUUCAUGGUUGGAUAGUUCAGGAUCUUGUGUUAGGGAUAGCUGUCUUGUGUAGGUGAUAAAGAUACCAUUGUAUGUUUCUUUAUAUUGUAAAGUUUUCUUUAGACUGAAAGAAAAACUGAUAAUUUGCUUAUCAAAAAAGAAACAACUGCAUCAAUAAUAAAUGUAUUUGAUUUAUA